Messenger RNA from Trichogramma pretiosum, 508 nucleotides. RefSeq names its product zinc finger protein 64 homolog, isoforms 3 and 4-like. The transcript is spliced from 3 exons. Bases 158 to 508 code for a protein of 116 amino acids. NCBI's taxonomy places the organism in Eukaryota, Metazoa, Arthropoda, Insecta, Hymenoptera, Trichogrammatidae. The record is from RefSeq and is a predicted model, not a curated record.
AAAGUCGACUUAUACUCUUCAAAAAAGUGAAGGGAAGCAUGAUACUGAAUUAGAUGACGAAGUGGAAAUAGUCGCUGAAUGUAAAGACUUGAAGCCCAAUAUAGAAUUAGUAGUUGCUAAAAAAAUUGAUGAUGAUUUUCAAUAUCACCUGCAAAAUAUGAAUUAUAGUGAUGGUAGUAAAACUAAAACUAUAAUUAAAAUAGAAACUACGGAUGAAGUAAAACAGGAACUUUUUGCUGGAGUUUCAGACAAGUUGAAUUUUGACUGUGAGCCUGGCUUACGAAAUAAAAAAAGGAAAAUUACAAACAAGGGUAACAACGAACAUAACCUAAAAAGACACAUUCGAACGGUGCAUAAUGAUGACAUGCACGAUUGUGAUAUUUACGGGAAAAAAUACUCAACUAAGGAUAAUCUCAAAAAACACAUCGACUCACUACAUGAUGGAAUCACACAUACAUGUGAUAUUUGCGGAAAGAAAUACUCUGCAAAAAAAAGACAUUUUCACUAA